Molecule: messenger RNA, 2887 nt
Organism: Prorocentrum cordatum
Lineage: Eukaryota; Dinophyceae; Prorocentrales; Prorocentraceae
Source: the annotation of a GenBank genome assembly
GCCUUCGUGGCCCAGUCCUCCGCAGGCCCAGCCCUGCGGCCCCCAGAGAAAGUCGGCGCGGCCAUGCGUCCGAGCUGAGCAUAUGGACGCCCGAGCCGUGCGCGCCCACAUCUGCCUCUCCCUGGCGGUGUCGGUACUGCGCGCGGGCGUGGCCUCGGCGGGGGAGCCCGCGCGCUCCGUCGUCGAAGAGCAUGCCCCGGAGCCCCCCCCGCCCGGCGCCCUGAUGAGGCGCCAGGGCGCUCCAGCGCCCGAGGCUGGGCCAGCCCGGGCCAGCAUCAGCCCGCACGGGAGGCUCUCCCUGGCCACGGGCGCCUUCGGCUGGACGCCCCUGCGGGCUCCGGCGCCGCGCGGCGCCGCGGAGGAGCCCUCGGCCGCACAGGUGCGAGCAGACGGGAGCCUGGUGCGGCUGGAGCCCGGGGGCACGCCCCCCGCGGCGAGGCCUCCGGAGACAGACGCAGACGCCCCUGCCGUGAGCGAGGUGCAGGAGGGGGGCGAGGAGGCGGCGAGGCUGGAGCGCGAGACGGCCGAUGCGGGCGCCGAUACCAGCAGCGAUGAAGAGGGGGAGGAGGAGGGGGAGGAGGAGGAGGACGAGGAGGAUGAUCAUGAGAAUGUCAGCUCUUUGAGUGAAGAAGAUGAGGACGAAGAAGAGGACGAGGAAGCAGAAGAGCUGGAGCCUGGAGCGUACGGCAGCAACGGGAGUCUCGAGCAGCUGGAACCCAGGGACACAUCCCUUGCCAAGAGGGCCCCAGAAGUGGACGCUCGAGCCAGAACCGGGGCGCUGGAGAAGUACAACGAGACGGGAAAGCUGAGGCCUGGUGCCGAAGCAGCUUCUCAUGCUAGAAGCGGUGAGGACGAAGAGGACCAUGAGGAGGGUGAGGAGGCAGAGGAGGAAGAGGAGGAGGAGGACGAGGCGGACAAGCUGGAGGGACGCCGCCGUCGCCGGCGGCGCUGGGUGCCGCGCCGGCGGCGACGGCGGCGCUGGGUGCCGCGCCGGCGGCGGAGGACGCCUCGACCGACGCCACGCCCGACGCCACGACCGACGCCUCGACCGACACCGUCGCCGACGCCACGACCGACGCCUCGACCGACACCGUCGCCGACGCCGCGGCCGACGCCUCGACCGACACCGUCGCCGACGCCGCGGCCGACGCCGCGGCCGACUCCGCGUCCGACGCCACGACCGACGCCGCAGCCGACGCCGUCGCCGACGCCCGCCCCCACGCCAGCGCCGACACCUUCGCCGAUGGACAGGGCAGUGGUGGUUCGCGCAGGGAAUCUCACCGCCAACGGCAUCAGCGCCAACGCCAGCGCCCCAGCGGUGGUGGCUCCUGCAUGGAACGUCACGGUGCCGCUGGCGCGGGUCGCCAACGUCAGCGCCCCCGCAGUGGUGGCUCCAACAUGGAACGUUACGGCGCCGACGACGCCGGCCGCCAACCGCACCGAAGCCGCAGCGAACGCCAUGGCGACCCCGACCAUGCCCACCAGCGGCUCCAGCGCCAAUGGCAGUGCCCCCGCGGUGGUGGUUCCCGCAGGGAACUUUACGGCGCCGCCGCCGCAGGCUGCCAACGGCACCAGCGCCACUGUCAGCGCCCCCGCGGUGGUGGCUUCUGCAGGGAACUUUACGGCGCCGCCGCCGCCGGCCGCCAACGGCACCAGCGCCACCGUCAGCGCCCCCGCGGUGGUGGUUCCCGCAGGGAACUUUACGGCGCCGCCGCCGCCGGCCGCCAACGGCACCAGCGCCACCGUCAGCGCCCCCGCUGUGGUGGCUUCUGCAGGGAACUUUACGGCGCCGCCGCCGCCGGCCGCCAACGGCACCAGCGCCACCGUCAGCGCCCCCGCGGUGGUGGCUUCUGCAGGGAACUUUACGGCGCCGCCGCCGCCUGCAGGGAACUUUACGGCGCCGCCGCCGCCGGCCGCCAACGGCACCAGCGCCACCGUCAGCGCCCCCGCGGUGGUGGCUUCUGCAGGGAACUUUACGCCGCCGCCGCCGCCGGCCGCCACCGGCACCAGCGCCAACGUCAGCGCCCCCGCGGUGGUGGCUCCUGCAGGGAAUUUUACGCCGCCGCCGCCGCCGGCCGCCACCGGCACCGCCGCAGGGAACGUUUCGGCGCCGCCGACCGUGUCCGCCGCUGGCACUGCUGCCGCAGGCUCCGCCACGGCGCCGCCUGCGCCGCCCUCCAUGGGCACCGGGGCUGCUGCAGGGAGUGCCGCGGCUCCGCCGACACCGGCCGCCAACGGUACCGGGGCUGCCGUCCCAGCCGCGCCGCUGGCCAGCGCCCCCAAUGCCUCCAGCAGUGCGAGCACAACGAACGGGAGCCAGGCACCUGUCGACCAUACCAAGGGAACGGUUACAAUGGCAGUGUCGGGCACCCAGACCGAGCGUCUGCCCGUGAUCAGAAAGGUCAUCGCGCAGAUGCUGAACAUCUCUGAAUCGGACCCUCAUCUCACCGUUAAGGUGUCGGAGGCUCCUGGGGCGUCUCUCAUUUGGCCGAUGUGGGAGCAGAACUUAUCCGACUUCAACGUCACCUAUGAGUACGAUACCACGUCCCGACAAGACGCCGAGCGUGUGCUAGAAGCCGGUCGAGCAAUGAGCCGGAAUCCCUCCGAGCUCCGCAGCGCGCUGUCGAAGGCGACCUCCGACGCCGGGCUGACCUUUGACAACAGCUCGCUGCACGUCUCCGAGCCCACGCUCGAGGAGACGGUGACCCUUGCGGGGUCGGCGACGCCGGCUCCCAGCAGCGCCGAGGCCGCAAGGUCGCAGUCGAUGCUGCCGAUCCUCAUCGGCACGGGCGUGACUGCGGUGUUCCUCAUCCCCACAGACAUCCAGCGUCCUGAAGAGUUCGGUGAUUGCGUAGCGCCCCGCAGUUGCAGAGCAGAGUGAAGGGGG